Parascedosporium putredinis is the source of this 1056-nucleotide messenger RNA. NCBI's taxonomy places the organism in Eukaryota, Fungi, Ascomycota, Sordariomycetes, Microascales, Microascaceae. The record is from the annotation of a GenBank genome assembly.
AUGCCUACCCCAGGACCAUCACCGUCCAUGUCGCCCGUCCUAGAUGCCACACUAUGUGACCCCUCCCCAGCGGACGUCACUUUAAGACCCAGCAGGUGCUCGAUGGACGCUUUAGACCCUUCGGCCGAGGAAAUUCCGGAUUGCUCCGCCCUUUCAACACCCUGUCCCCAACGAAAGAAAGGCUCGGGAAACCCGCUAUCCUAUAGCUCCGUCCUCAAAGAGCCUACAUUCUGCGAUUUUAUGGACCUUAGUGAUGAUGACAUCGCGGAAGAGCACCCCGACAACCCGCCCUCGGGCAACAGUGCUGAGAGGGACUCGACCCCGUCACCACCUUCAACGUCAUCCUCAUCCUUAACAACGUCAAGGUCGCGUGCUGCGUCUCUACUUACCCUCCCACCUCCAUAUACUAGCCGACCCGCUACUGCGGCCGCCUUUGAAGCCGCUCGGAUCGCCGCAAGAUACAAGUUCGAUCUCGUUUACGUGGUCAACCUUUGGCCGGACUGGAACCCUCACCAGGACCCAUGUUCCACGCCGACGCUUGCCUCCAAGUCGGCGAUGGCGGGAGGGAACAUGACGGGCAGGCUUCUCGCUGCUUACGGGCUUUUCACUGUCAAGUCGCCGUUCCGCAUCUCCGCGGCAGUCCACAGCCACAUCCUCCAGACUGGCACCUGGAUCGAGUACCGUAACAAAGGCACCAAGAAUAACGAAUUUGCACGUGGCUAUGCCUGUGCCUUUUAUCGCGGGGAGUAUGGUCGGCGCCGUGGAUCCGCCGACUCCUGCUCCAGCACGGCGACAGGGAUGUCGGUCAAUGGGAAUAUCAAUCGCGGUAUUGUUUUCGCCGCUUACCGGAAACCUCGUCCUGAUGGCGACGACUCUGCGGUUGGUUGUAAUGACUCGGAGCUUUCUACCAUCUACAACGAUGCCGAAGCAUUGGUAGAGAUGUUGAUCGACAUCCACAUGGCAAACCGCCUGAGAUACUCUGGUCACCACGGUAAACACUCAGACGAGACGGGGCCCAUGCCAGUCCACAGGCCCACCGAAAUUACAUUGGGAUGA